AUGUCCAAACCUAGCCUCAUUCAUGCAGUUGCCUUCAUUGCAUGCACUUCCAUCCUCGCUACGCCAGGCCUCGCACAUUUACUCGGCAACUUAGGGUUUUCGGGAGGAGGCUUAGGCGUCGUGAAUGUGAACCAAUGCCUCAACGUCAUCUUGGGCGUGCCUGGAUGCCUUCAUGAAGUCAUAUACUCUGCUCUCAGUCUUCAAGCCCGACUGCUUGAUCCUGCCUGUUGCAAGGCCUUUUUGCAAAUUGACGAGAGUUGUUGGCCGAAGGUGUUUCACUUGAACUUGGCCUUUCUCCCGUCGUUAGAGAGUUAUUGCACGGGUAAACAAGGUUUGUCACAGGCGCCACCUCCGCCAUGCACCAGUAUUGAUGGUGCAGGUAGCGACCCGACUGAGGAAGCAGAUGCUGACGAUGAUUCAGACUAG
Messenger RNA from Sesamum indicum (sesame), 426 nucleotides. RefSeq lists its product as uncharacterized. Gene Ontology annotation, biological process: regulation of double fertilization forming a zygote and endosperm; double fertilization forming a zygote and endosperm; regulation of protein localization to cell surface. Gene Ontology annotation, cellular component: extracellular region; vesicle. NCBI's taxonomy places the organism in Eukaryota, Viridiplantae, Streptophyta, Magnoliopsida, Lamiales, Pedaliaceae. The record is from RefSeq and is a predicted model, not a curated record.